CAUGAAAGCUGCGGAUCAGGCCGGUGAACAUCUGCCACGUAUACUAAACAUAAAUUAAAAGGAGAGGGGGAGACCAGCCGCUUAAAGCAAAUAACCCAACACUGCAAGCAGGUAAUCUAGAUUCUAGACCCAGCCAGCGGCCGAUUCGACGAGAAAGAUAGAGAGAAAGGAGAGUCCAAGCACAGCGAUCCUAUCUCCUGAUGUCAUUGUAUAUUGGUAAUCUAUCAUCACGUACUCGUAGAGAUGAACUUGAGCGAGUCUUCCAAAGGUAUGGACGAUGCAGCAUACGAUUUAAAGAUGGGUAUGGAUUUGUAGUAUAUGAUUUCCCUCCAAAUGCUGAGCAAGCUUUGAGAGCACUACAGAAGAGGAACAUUUGUGGUGAGCCAUUAACUCUUACAUGGUCAAAUAAACAGCCUAGACCAUUUAAGAGAUUAUCAAGGACUGCUAGAUCCUAUGAGCGACAGAAUGGCAGGGAUUCUGUGAGAGGAGAUUUUUUAAAAGGAAAGUUGGCUUCAAAUGAUCAGGAUUACAAGAUGGGUAUUAAGCUAUCAAAUGCUAUCAGCAAAAGGCACGGUUCAAGCGACAUGCAUGAUGAAGAGGUGACUUACCAUGAGGAUGACACCAAAAAUAAGUUGGGGGAAGAGUUCCAUGGUUAUAGGGAAGACUUUUUGGAUGAAGGUGGUGGGUUUGAACCUGACCCAGUGGACAAUGAUAGAUGGGGUGAGCAAUUCAAUGAUCAAUCAAAUGAAAAUGGGGGAAAAAAUGAUACAGAAUUUGAUAGGUAUGAACCUUACCAAGGUUAUGAUGGGAAAUAUGAUGAUGAAAUCCAUCAGGUAGCCUAUCCUGGUGGUUCUCCUGAUCUACGAAGCCCUUCAAAGGAUAUAGGUAGAGAUCACAUUGAUGAAGUGAAGUUGAAGCAACCUGUUGAUGCAAAAGUCCGGGUAACUUGCUACAGAUGUGGAUGUCCUGGUCACAAGAUGCGCAAUUGUCCCCAGGCAAAUAAUUCAUUGAGAAAGUACAGCAGGUUCGAUCAUAGGCAUGAUGAUGAUGUUAAUAGGAGAGGUAGAGGUGAAAGUGAGCUGGGGAAAUUUGGAUCCAGUUCACGGGAAAGGCUGAGGUCAAGUAGGGAUGCAGUACCAAGAAAGCAACUCAAGAAUGAUUUGAAAUCAUAUGACUUAGGAAAGCAUCAAAUUUUAAGUGGUGGAAGCUCCCCUGUGGGAAAGGAAACUGAUAAGUGUCGGAAAAAGCACUAUGAUGGAAAUAAGAGAAGUAGGAAGGAAACUAGAUCUCCAAAAAGACACAGUGCAAAGAAAGCAAGAAGGUCAUUUUUGUCUCCUCCUCGUUCUGAUUACACUGCGUCCCAAUCUCACUCAAGAUCUCAAUCCUCUGAGCAUGUGAACAGGUCUUGUUCCGAAUCUAGAUCAAGAUCAGUUAGAGCAGAUUCACUGUUGUCUGAAUCUAGGUCUAUUUCAACAUCACAAUAUUCUAGAUCCAAAAGCUCCAAGUUGAGGGCAAGGUCAAGCUCCCAUACAUCUUUGUCUGUUUCACUUGGUCAACCCUUACCAUCUUCUUCAAAUAAGGCUCAGUUUAAUCUGAGAGGUUCUUCAGAUAAUGCUACAACUCCAGAAUCCAAGGCGAUUUUGAUUGAGCAAGGGCAACCCAUAGCAUGUGAUAGUGGCUCGGAGAAUGCAAAACAUGAAAAUAGAAUGGUAACAGUGAACAAUGAAAAUGCAAUGCCUCAUUCUAAACCGGAAAUUGAAAUGGAGAAAGACCAGCCUUUGGAGAGGGAUAAUGAAGGCCACCAAAUGGCUUCUGAGUCAAUGUAUGAAGUAACAAAUCCAAGCACUUCAGCAGCAGAAAAGGGCACAAUUGAUGAUCGGAGUUUAUCUCCAAAAGGACUUGUAGAAAUGCACUGUCCAAAUUCUGAUGAAGUGAUGACAGAGCAUGUGCCUGUUCCAGUUAAGAAUCUAGAUUUAGAACCUCCUGUCAGUUCAUUCUCUGGUCAUUUGACAAAUCUUUCUUCAGGAGAGUUGUGCAUGGUUCUAAAGCAUUAUUAUGGUGUUGAUAUCCAAGAUGAAAAUGAAAGGCAUUUACCUGCUGAUGCUUAUUUUGGUUCUGCUCGCUUGUGGCCGUGGGAGGUCAUUUACUAUAGGAGGUUGAAGAAGGGUCCUAUAUCCAUUGAGAACUAUGCCAGACGAGUUGAUCAGAAUAGGGAAUUUGGUAUAGUUGACAAAUAUAUCAGAAGUAGUAGUGGAUGGGAAGAAUUGGGCUAAGGAUAAUCCUUGAAAGUUUUUGUAGUUGGCUUAGCCAUCUUAGAACCUCAGCAUGUUUGGACUUUUCGUGCUUCAAUCCCUACUCUUGUUGGAGUUCAUAUGCAAUAUAUCUAGUGGAUAAUUUGAGGAGAAACUUUGAACAGGUAACAUGCAGCAGAAUAUGUUUCUCUUUACCAAGGUAUUUUAUUGAACUUUUAGGAUCCAUAUUAUUGUAUUUAGAAGGUUGGUUCUGAACUUGGAUGAUGCAGUUGUACGUGUUUUGAAAUGAAGUCGAAUUUAGCAA
Molecule: messenger RNA, 2556 nt
Organism: Hevea brasiliensis (rubber tree)
Lineage: Eukaryota; Viridiplantae; Streptophyta; Magnoliopsida; Malpighiales; Euphorbiaceae
Exons: 2
Coding region: 201-2273 (690 amino acids)
Molecular function (GO): zinc ion binding; RNA binding
Source: RefSeq, a predicted model, not a curated record